GUCAGUGUGACAUUAUUGUUAAUAGAGAGAUCUCACGCUUAACCUUAAGUACGUUCGCUUAUCUCGUUGUCCUUGCUUAUUUGGGUGGCUGGAAUGUGACCAAGACCACAACGUGAAACGACAAGAAGAAAUGUUCAGAGUUGAAUACACCUGAAAAAAGUGUUGACAUUAUCUGUUUGAGAGAAUCAAGAAAAGAUUCUGGGUAGAUGAGGAGGGCGUAAAAAUGUCGACGUCGAUGAUUGUGUUUCGGUUGAUUAGAGAUUUCAAAAUUGAUUUUCGGUGCCAAUUAUAGACUCCAAAAAGAAGUAUUCAUCGAAAAAUUUUCAAAAUUCUACUCAGUCCAUUGAUUCAUGAUUGUCCUUGAAGACUUUACUCUUGUUUGUUUCUUCUCCUCGUGGUGAGAAUCCCUCGUCUUUUCGUCAUCUUUUCCCUUUGUGCUUUCGAAAGACUUCAAUUUCUUGAUCGUUUCGUAGUUGGUUGAUUUUCUCGAAUCAUCAAGAAUAUAUUGAAACCUCCACGUAUCAACAAUUCAUCUGUUUUCUUUUUCCCAUCAUCCUUCAUCCUCUGAUCUUAAUCGAUUUAUUCGACAUCGACUAGGCGCAUCAAGUACAGACUGUUGAAUCCUCAUCCUACUUCGAUCAACCUCCAAGAACACAAUGGUGGACCCAGCAGAAGGUGAAGUUGAGGUCGAGAGCAAGGCCGGCCUGGGCAACCUCCUCGGUGCUCUCCGCGUAAACAGUCUGAAGUCCGCGCUCGCGGGUCCUAUGCAGCAAGUCGACAAGAAGAAGCUGAUCAUUCCCGACUCGCUCAAGAAGACAGAGGCGUACAACUAAAUUCUUUUGUUCUUGAAAGACCUGCUCUUGGAUCAACAAAACGUACUAUGCAUUAGGAGGUGCACCAGCUCUACCUCAUCAAAAUCAACCAAUCAUCUCAACAAAUCGUUUCAACAUUUAGAUUUCAAAUCCUUCCACGUAAGUAGUAGAUGAAGAGGCCAAACGAGAGUCUCCAGAUGAAGAUUUACCUCUCUUGUUCCGUUUCGAGAAACGUUGAAUCUUCACGUUCACAGGCUUCCGUUCUCACCAAGGAAGCCGUUCGCUCAGUGGAGCCCGAGAACAGUGGCACAGCAGACGCUUGACUACAUCGGGCAAGAUGAGACACAAAACUCGCCGCUCAGGAAGCUCUGCCGUGACAGCGUCGAGAAGACUCUGCCAGUCAGGGCAAUCGUACUUCGUUAAUUUCUAUUUCAAAAAAACUUGAUGUUGAUGGAAGAUGAAUUAUGAAGCAGUAGUCAGUAGAUGAGCAUUUUUUCCAACUGUAGUGGUUCUAUCUCCGUUGUAGUUGUAGUCUUCAUACAACUGGGAUUCAUACUGCACUUCGUACUACAAUUCGUCUUGUUGAUACUAGGAUCAUCCUGCAUGAUCGUAGAACUUGAGGAUGAGCAGGUUCACAUCAGCUUUUGUGGGAAUAGAAACUACUCCCACAACACAUAUCUCAGGUACAUCACAUCGAUGUGGACCCGAUGAAGGUGAAGAAGAGCACAACAGAAACAACGCUGCACAAUGUCACAACGUACUUCAGCUUUUUUUGCAAACAAAGUUUUUGAAAUUUUUGUAAGUAGUUGAGCUUUUCAUUUUGAAUAGUACUUAGAGUAUGUAGUUCUUGUGCUUUUCAUUUUUUUACUACUUAGACAGAGUUAUAUAUAAUUGAAUAGAAAGAAAUAAGAUCAUGAAAUAUGAUCUUCAUCAAGAUUUUCUUGCGUAUAAAAAUGUACCACGAUCAUUCUCCAGGAAGAUGAACAUCAUGAGAGGAUUCGUCCCUUGUUUUCACCCAAAGAAAUAAAUGAUAAUUCUUCCUCAUUUGUCCUCAACAGUGUCAACCGCCGAACACAACGGGCACUGACGGCAGAGGAAGUUGCGGAGAACUGCGAAAAGAGCAUCGAGUUUUUCCGCCAGGCCAAGGAAACAAACCAGAAAAUGGUACCAACGAUCUCGACGUUUGAAUUUGUCAUAUUUAAUCUCGUCUUGUUUCUCAAAACUACGACUUACGUAAUUAGUAUCUAACGCCCUUAAUCUCAACUUUUUUCCUUCUAGAAGUGGUAUACUUGUUGAAUUGAUACAUAGCCGUUCGUUAUUGCGAAUCAUAAGUCAGUCUAACUAUCGAAUUAUUUUCCUCUUCUUCUUCUAGUCCUAGUUGUACAUCAACAACACUCUUCUUGUUGAACGUCUUGCGACCAGCGAAAUCAACAUCGACGUCGCCGCACAUCACAACCCUCUACUAGAUGAACAUGGAGGACGACAGGGUCACGCUUCUACACUACAUCUUAAACAAUCCAAGAACUGAACUCCAUGUUCAUGUUCAUCUUCAUUCUCAUGAUGAAUGAAUCUCCAUCUUCUACUUCUUAAACGAAACAACUCCAUUUUCAUCUUCAUGAAGAUGAAUGAAUCUCCAGCCCCUUCAUCUUGUAGACAUCAACAAGCGAUCAGGCAAGACAAAUCAAAAACUCGCAUCUUAAAAUUUUUUGAUAUUUUGUUAUCCCCGAUGAAUUUUAGGAGGAAAUGUUUCCCGGUGGCAUGUUCCCUAAGAAGGGCAGCGCUUGGGCUAAGAUGCGUGAAAAGAGCAAGAUGCGCGGCAAGCUUGAGGUUGCUGGUGCCCCAGCUUCGGGUGCUGCGAGCCGCACCACGACCCGCGAUUGAUCUUCAGCACAAGGGCGAGGAAGAACGGUGUAGUAGAUGUAGAUGGACUGCAAUGCAGUGGAGGAGGACCGAGAAGAUGAACAUCUUGGUCAUUACAAGCAGAUCAGGUUCAAGCGCUACAACAAACCAGCUGGAGGUGGACUACUUAUCGGAUCGGGUUCAACACCAUCGACGAUCAAGAUCAAACAAGACAUUAAAAUGAAGAAAUCAACGAUGACGAGCAGACGAAACCGCGGUCAUCAUGGACAAGAAUUAAAGAUGAACUACAACCAACGAUAAUUAGUGAUUCUCCUGCUUGCAGCUGUGGUUUUAUCUCAAUCGGAUCAUGCUUAACCCCGAGAACAACAAACAUUAACAUUCGUUCCUCGAUAAAUGUGGGCAUAGAGUAAGUAGAUAAACCUCUGUAAUUGAAACAAGAACGUUAUUUACCCCUACCUCUACGAAAAGAAGAUGUUCUUGUUCCUCAUCAUGUCAUAUAAAUGCAUUUAGUUUAAUGAAAGAAAGUCAGUCCUUCGUUAGUCGUUUUAGUUCAUAUUAUUUGUCACAACAAGAGUAAAGAAUUGAAAAGUAAUUGUAAAUGUCGUAACACACGCACACCGCGUGAAUGUAACUAGCUAUUAAUUUCUGUCAACAAUGAAGUAGUCAUACUUACUGAGUAGAAAAUAGAAAUAGAUCGUAGAUUUUCUAGAGGGAUCGCAAAUUCUUGGAAAAUAGUAGAAUCUUCUCUAUCAAAAUUCGGGGAUAAUUUGUCUUUUAAUAUCAACCCGCGCAGCAGAAUUGAUAUCUCUCCUGACAUCAAGUCUCAUUCUCAUCAAGUCUCGGAUGAGAACGAGUUGAGACCUUAUCCACUCCAAUUAAUGAUAGCAACGAACCAGCAAUGAAUAAUUAAUGACCUCUCAUCCAUGAGAGUAAGUUGUAGAAGAUGUUACUUCGAAGAAUAAGAAGGUAGUACCAAGACAACGUGAAGAAGUGUUGGAUUUAUUUUGUGGCGUAGCCUUUCUCUUGCAUUGCAAAACGUAGCGAACAUGAUAGUCGCAGUUGCUGCAGAAUAAAGAUGAAAGGUUGAAGAUACCUAGCAUGGAGGAUUCAAGAACUCAUCAUCAAUGACUCAUUUUUACUCCCAGUUGAAAGAAUCGAAGCGAGGAACCGCAUGGAGCAAACUCCGGAAGAAGUUUCAACAGGCGGCGAUGAAUUAGGAGGUCAAUUUUUUCUUCCCGGUACCGGACCAAGCGAAUUAUCCUGCGGCCGGCCUUGGGUUUUCUCUAAGGCCUGAUCAUCAGGAAUGCACUACAACAACGCUUGAUAAAAGACCUCGCCCUGCCGAAGAAUAUCUUCAACACACAAUCAAUUACUUACAAAAAUUGCUCUACUAGUAACAUUAGUUUUUGUGUUUGCGCUCGUCUUUUGCUAUCAGAUCUCAUCUAUCAUCUUGUUCAAUCUACUUCUACUCUGCUUGCAACCAACAAGAAGCUUUUCUUUUCCCGAUUAUAUUAGCUAAUUCGAAAAUGCAAAUCGAUAUGAUUUUUAGCAGUAUGCAUCUGCAUGACCUGGAGAUUUGGAAAUGAAAUUAAAAUUGGGAGAUCGAAGAACAUCCCCACGUGCUCGUUCGUUCGUGCUCUCGAUUUAUGAUUGCUUUUUUCAUUCCAUCCUGCGUGCACUUAUUUGCAUGAUGCGCGUCUAUGCCAUAACUAGCAUUAGAUUGUUCAUCAUCUUCUUGCACACUCAUCAACUACGGGGCACCACCAGGGGUUGCAAGAAAUAUUCGAAAAUAGCACUGUAGUUAUGGUCUUUGGGGGGGGUUCAUUUGAAAUUACAACUCAAUCAUUUCUUUGGAAACACCAGGAAUGUUUUUGAAUUUGAUACUAGUCAGACAUUUCAUUCUUGAAUGAUCGUGCAUCUUGUUGUAUUCAAACAAUAUUUUUUCUGGAUAAUUAUAGUUUGGUUUGGAUAUAGUUGGCGUCCGGGAGCACUGAUAAUCAAAUUUGAGUCUUGUUGAGUUGCAUUGUUACGCCUUCCACGCUUAGGAGCCUUCAUGGAUGUAGCAAAGGAUCAUGUGAGUUCGCUCUCCCAGUUUACUUAGAAAGAGCCACCGCAAGAAGUCCAAAGGCCUUCUUGAAAAUACUACAGGUACAGCCCUUCACACCAGAGGACUAUCUGCAGCUGAAGAUGCCCAACUGCAGCUACAACC
Molecule: messenger RNA, 4881 nt
Organism: Amoebophrya sp. A25
Lineage: Eukaryota; Dinophyceae; Syndiniales; Amoebophryaceae
Source: the annotation of a GenBank genome assembly